AUGUCACGGUACGUGUGCGAUGUUGAUAUGACUGGUGUAUCCUCCAGAGACGAGGUGUCAUUCAUUUGUUAUCGCACGUUAAUCAUUCCACAAUGUGUAGAAGGCCUCGAAUCCAAGAGUCGAGCGGAACCGGCUUCACGGAACGGCUUCAAUUCAAUCAGAAUAAAUUUUGGAAUCUGCGAGCAUUCGUACUGUUUUAGGUAUUUUACUUUGGAACUCUUCUUUUUACAGUACUUUUCUAAAUACAGUAACUUUGUUAUACUACUUUAAGUUUACAUUAUUGUACUUUAUAGUAUCUAA
Bursaphelenchus okinawaensis is the source of this 300-nucleotide messenger RNA. NCBI's taxonomy places the organism in Eukaryota, Metazoa, Nematoda, Chromadorea, Rhabditida, Aphelenchoididae. The record is from the annotation of a GenBank genome assembly.